AUGCCACGCGAGAUUAUUACCGUUCAAGCUGGGCAGUGCGGCAACAGCAUUGGCAGUCAGUUCUGGCAGCAGCUAUGUCAGGAACACGGAAUUAGCCAGGACGGCAACUUGGAGGACUUUGCGACGGAGGGCGGCGACCGCAAGGAUGUGUUUUACUACCAGAGCGACGAUACGCGAUAUAUCCCCCGAGCGAUCCUGAUUGAUCUAGAGCCCCGAGUGUUGAACAGCAUUCAGACGGGUCCGUACCGAAACAUUUACAACCCGGAGAAUUUCUACGUGGGCAAGAAUGGAAUGGGAGCGGCAAAUAACUGGGGUGAUGGAUAUCAGAGCGGUGAGGCGGUUUAUGAAGAUAUUAUGGAGAUGAUUGACCGAGAGGCGGACGGUAGUGACUCGCUCGAGGGAUUCAUGAUGUUGCAUUCUAUCGCUGGUGGUACAGGAUCGGGUCUGGGAUCGUUCCUCCUAGAGCGGCUCAACGACCGGUUCCCGAAGAAAAUCAUACAGACUUAUUCCGUCUUUCCCAACACAACAAACGCGCCGGAUGUGGUUGUUCAUCCUUAUAAUAGCGUUCUUUCAAUGAGGAGAUUGGUGCAGAACGCAGACUCUGUUGUCGUUUUGGAUAAUGGUGCUUUGUCGCACAUUGCCGCAGAUAGGCUGCAUGUGCAGGAGCCUUCAUUUCAACAAACAAAUCAACUGGUCGCAACUGUCAUGUCUGCGAGUACCACAACUCUACGCUAUCCGGGAUACAUGCACAAUGAUCUUGUUAGCAUUCUGGCCUCGCUGAUACCUACACCGCGAUGCCACUUCCUCAUGACGGCCUACACGCCAUUCACCGGUGACCAGGUUGAGCAGGCCAAGACAGUCCGUAAGACGACGGUGCUGGACGUGAUGAGGAGACUGCUGCAGCCAAAGAACCGCAUGGUGUCGACGGUACCGGGCAAGAAGAGUUGUUACAUUUCCAUUCUGAACGUGAUUCAGGGCGAGGUGGAUCCGACGGAUGUGCAUAAGAGUCUGCUGCGUAUCCGAGAACGAAAGCUGGCCACGUUUAUUCCCUGGGGCCCUGCCAGUAUUCAGGUGGCGCUGACGAAAAGGAGUCCGUAUAUGCCAAUGAGCCAUCGCGUGAGCGGGCUAAUGUUGGCGAAUCACACAAGCAUUGCUACGCUCUUCAAAAGGAUAUUAAAACAAUAUGACGGCAUGCGGAAGCGCAAUGCCUUUAUCGAGGGUUACAAGAAGACGGCGCCCUUUUCCGAAAACUUGGACGAGUUUGACGAAGCGAGGCAAGUAGUAUCUGACUUGGUUGCAGACUACGAGGCAGCAGAGGAUGCGGACUACCUGAAUCCCGACAGCGGAGAGAAGCCCACCUCUGCCGAUACGGAUAGGCGAAUGGCAGGAGUGUAAAAGAGGUGGAGGUGAGCAUUUUUGUUGAUUUCGCUAUUUUAUUUUAUUUUGUGUCAGGACCUACUCAAAGACUGGAUGCCCUGGCUUGGAAUGGCCGGUUCCAAUUGGACUGAUGACGAAAGACAUGGAGCGGCUGGCGUUUCGGACAGGGAGUUGACGCUGAUAUCUAUCAUUGUUUGCUUUGCUUUUUUUUUUUUUCUAAACAAGUAGUUGCUAUUCCAUCACGACAAAUUUAAGAAUUUUUGACGCUCAUCUGAGGGUCCCGGCGGGCAGUGUGAUGCAAUUGGCGCCAGGAUUCCAGCCAUUGAAUGGAUUCUUACCCACCUAUUUUACUCUUUAUAGACGUGUAUAACAUCACAGAUUGUAGGUUUGAGAUUGAGAUGGCAAUAUUCGCUGAUCUAGAGUGGGCAAUCGGCUGAUUUUGUGGAGAAAUAUGUCCGGAGCAUUUUCAGCGGGUAGCGGGAGGGUCGCGAGUAAUGCUGAUGGUUGAGAGCAUGGCGACGUCAUUGAGGCGAGGAUGGUAAGGAUAUUCGCG
Molecule: messenger RNA, 1930 nt
Organism: Trichoderma atroviride IMI 206040
Lineage: Eukaryota; Fungi; Ascomycota; Sordariomycetes; Hypocreales; Hypocreaceae
Biological process (GO): mitotic cell cycle; meiotic spindle organization; mitotic sister chromatid segregation
Cellular component (GO): microtubule; spindle; cytoplasm
Molecular function (GO): GTP binding; structural constituent of cytoskeleton
Source: RefSeq, a predicted model, not a curated record